AUGUUACACCUAUUUCUUGGACCUGUUAGAGCGCGCCAAACUGUCAAAUGCAAAUCCAAUGCCGACAGCGAUUACCACGAAGCCAAUUUGGCCCUUGGUGAUAGCUCUCCGCUUCCUGAUCCGGUCCAGUAUCGCCAAAUUGUGGGCGCCUUACAGUAUGUUACCCUCUCUCGGCCCGACGUCGCCUAUGUUGUCAAUAAAGUGUGUCAGUUCAUGCACUCUCCUACAGAAAACCACUGGUCUACCGUCAAACGUAUCCUCCGAUACUUAAAGGGAACCUCUGCAUACUGUCUUCGCAUCCAUCAAAAUUCCGGAACUUCUCUCCAUGCCUACGCCGAUUCCACUUUUACUAACCUCAAUGCCUUUUCUGAUGCGGACUGGGUUGGCUGUCCAGAUGAUCGUCGAUCCACAUGGGGAUAUGCUAUAUAUAUCGGACCGAAUCUCAUCUCCUAG
Molecule: messenger RNA, 453 nt
Organism: Lactuca virosa
Lineage: Eukaryota; Viridiplantae; Streptophyta; Magnoliopsida; Asterales; Asteraceae
Source: the annotation of a GenBank genome assembly